AUGGCGAUGAGGAAAGCUAUAGAGAUUGUAGACACUUAUGGUAAUCUUUCUUCAUGGGGAAGCAGCAAAGGCAAGGAUAAUUGCUGCCAAUGGAGGUUUGUUGGGUGCGACCUCAACACUGGUCAUGUUACCCAUCUUCAUCUUUCAUCUCUUAAUUAUCUUGACGAAUAUGAUGGAUAUGAUGAAUCCUUAGCUUCCAAUAUCAGUUCUUCUUUGCUUCUCCUAAGGAAUCUAAGGUACCUCGAUCUCAGUCAUAAUCAACUUAGUUCUAUUCCGAGUUUCUUUGGUUCCCUGGCAAACUUAGUUCACCUUGAUCUUUCUGGCUCAUAUAUUCAAGGAGCAAUUCCUGAUGAGCUUGGGAAUCUCUCCAAGCUCACUUAUCUAGAUCUCAGCCAUAAUGUUUUUGAUCAAGGCCCUAUUCCUAAGUUCAUUGCUUCCUUGACCAGCUUAACUUACCUUGACCUUUCAGCCAAUCAAUUUUCAGGACCUAUACCCCGUCAGCUUGGUAAUCUUUCUAAAUUGCAUCAUCUUGAUCUCUCCAGUAAUUAUCAUCUAGAAACUGCUAGUAUUGAUUGGUUGUUUCAUCUAUCUUCAUUGAAAUAUCUUGACUUGAGUUAUAUAUUUAUUCGUAUUGUCAAUUUCAGUCACUGGGUAAGCUUAAUAUACAAGCUGCCUUCUCUGUCAGUUCUCCAUCUCAAUCAUUGUAAUCUUAGAAUAGGAGCUCAAUCUUCUUCCUUCGCCAAUUCAUCUGCACCGAUUUCUGUCCUUCACCUUAAUGGAAAUCAACUAGAUUCAUCCAUCUUUGAUUGGAUAUCCAACUUGAAUGCUAGUAUUGUGGAUCUUGAUCUUGGUGACAACAAGUUACAAGAUCUCUCCUAUAAUCAACUUGAAGGUAUGGUGCCAAACUCUUUCCAUAAUCUGUCUAGUUUACAAACUGCAGAUUUUACCCACAACAAUCUCACUGGAAAUCUUCAAGAUCUUUUGUACCUGUUGCCUGAGGCUACUUUACAGACACUGUUGAUAUCUGAAAACCAACUUACUGGUACACUGUCUGAUAUCACAGCAUUCUCAUUCCUCGAAAAAUUGAUUGUCGACUCCAAUCAGUUAAAUGGAUAUCUACCAAAAGAAUUCAAACAUAAAUCUAUUUUGAGAGCCUUGUCUUUGUCGAAUAAUCACCUCCAAGGUUCUUUACCUAAUUUUACAGGAUUUUCAUUCUUAGAGGAUUUAUAUCUUAAUGAUAAUAAAUUUUCUGGGAGUCUUCCUGAUAUUAAUGGAUGUUCGGCAUUGAAAUCCUUGGAUCUUAGUGGGAAUCAAUUGUCUGGCUGGGAAACUCAGUCAAUUGGACGACUCACUAAUCUUUAUAAUCUAGAUCUUUCAAGGAAUUCGAUCAAAAGUACACUCAAUGAACAUCAUUUGUCCAAACUAAACAAUUUGCAGUUGAUGAAUGCAUCAUUUAAUUCUUUGACAUUCAAUAUAAGUUCUGAGUGGCUUCCCCCUUUCAACCUUGCUCAGCUUUCUUUGGCAUCAUGCAGGUUGGGGCCAAAAUUCCCCAUUUGGAUACGAAAUCAAACUGAAAUCAGUACUCUUGAUUUCUCAAACACCCAAAUUUCAGAUACCAUACCCAUGUGGUUCUGGGACAACUUUACCAAAAUUUGGACUUUAGAUCUCUCUUCCAACAAAAUCAGUGGCACGUUGUCCUCCAUACCAUUACAUAUUGAUGCGAUAAAUUUGAGUUCUAAUUACUUUGAAGGACCGUUACCGCUCAUUUCACCGCUAUGUUCGGAAAUAAAUCUCUCUCAUAAUAAUUUUUCAGGAAAACUAGUAUUAUCUAAAGCCGAAGUUUUCAGUUUGAGUUUGAGGUUUCUUGAUCUUUCUCAUAAUUUAUUGUUUGGCGAGAUUCCGGAUAGUUGGAAAUACUUUAAAGAUCUCAUAUUUCUUAAUCUAGGAAAUAACAACUUUUCGGGUAGAAUUCCUAUGUCCAUAGGGUAUCUAGAUUCUCUCAACAAAUUGAUUUUGCGAAAUAAUAGGUUGGAUGGAGAAUUGCCUGAGUCUUUAAGAAAUUGCACCAACCUUGGUUUUGUCGAUUUUGGUUUGAACGGCCUAUCUGGAACUGUGCCGGCAUGGAUUGGGCAAGAUCUACCGCAGUUGUAUGGUCUAGUUUUGAAAUCCAACAAAUUUUAUGGGAGCCUGCCUGAUGAUCUGUGUCAUCUCUCAGAUCUUCAUUUUCUAGACCUGUCCAUGAACAGACUUUCAGGAAAUGUCCCUCAAUGCUUCAGCAGUCUGAUUGCUAUGACUAAUCAUAGAACUAAAACAACAGAUCAUCACAAAGCAUCUCUAUAUCGUAGAAAAUGUUCAGAAAUAACCUAUUGUACGAGCAAUAUUGAUGAUGGUGUUUCAUUUCUGGAUGAAGCAUUGGCAGGUUGGAAAGGAAAGGAACGAGAAUACAGGGGAAAUUUCCCUUACCUUAAGAUGAUAGAUCUUUCCAGCAACAAAUUUACUGGAGGAUUUCCUGCUGGAAUAACAAGGCUUGUCGAUCUCAAAGGAUUGAACCUCUCGAGGAAUCAGUUUGAUGGAAAAGUUCCGGUACAAAUUGGUAGACUACUUCAAUUGGAAGUUCUUGAUCUGUCUGGUAACAAAUUUUCAGGUGAUAUCCCUCGAAAUAUGUCUGAUUUAACCUUUCUUGCUUAUUUAGAUCUCUCGACCAAUAACUUAUCUGGAAGAAUCCCAUUAGAAGUUCAACUCCAGACAUUCAAUUCUUCAAUGUAUGAGGGGAAUCCUGGACUCUGUGGCUUGCCACUCACAAAAAGAUGUCCUGGAGAUAAAACAAGUGUCAAAGUCCCCCCACCAUCUACUGGAAAUGAAGUUGAUGAAGACGAGAUUUUAUAUGAGAGAUGGUUAUAUAUAAGUGCAGCUCUUGGUUUCAGCACUAGUUUUUGGGGAAUAUGUGUAACUCUACUUGUUAACAGGCGCUGGAGACAUGCAUAUUUCCUGUUCUUGACGAACUUAAAGGAUCAGUUUUAUGUGUUCAUGGUAGUGCGCAUUGCCAGAUUGAAGGUCACCCAGCAAGAGGAAAGGCCAUGUUUCAGCCUGGAGUUUAUCUGUCGAGUUUGAUUCAUCAAUCUCGUUAUUGCAGUUAGUAGAGUACAAAUAUUGGCAAGAUAUUGCCAUUUGGUUGUGAUCUUAGAGAUGGCUUCUGCAUCUCAUUCAUUGGAUUGGAGUGAAACAUGAAGAAUAAGUCUGCAUAGGAUUUUAUUUAGAUAUUAACGCAGUAAUCUGUGAGUGUGUUUGGGACAAGUACUGCACUGUGUUAUUCAUCAGCUAAAAGCGAUUGUGAUUUGUGCAUAUAUUGUGCCUGUUUUGGCAACCCCAUAAAAAAGCACCUAUUUUUCAAAACAA
Messenger RNA from Daucus carota subsp. sativus, 3396 nucleotides. RefSeq names its product receptor-like protein EIX1. The transcript is spliced from 4 exons. Bases 1 to 3111 code for a protein of 1036 amino acids. The record is from RefSeq and is a predicted model, not a curated record. Lineage: Eukaryota; Viridiplantae; Streptophyta; Magnoliopsida; Apiales; Apiaceae. Gene Ontology annotation, molecular function: protein binding.